Oxyura jamaicensis (ruddy duck) is the source of this 940-nucleotide messenger RNA. Its product is annotated as activated RNA polymerase II transcriptional coactivator p15-like. NCBI's taxonomy places the organism in Eukaryota, Metazoa, Chordata, Aves, Anseriformes, Anatidae. Gene Ontology annotation, cellular component: transcription regulator complex; nucleus. Gene Ontology annotation, biological process: positive regulation of transcription initiation by RNA polymerase II. Gene Ontology annotation, molecular function: DNA binding; transcription coactivator activity. The record is from RefSeq and is a predicted model, not a curated record.
AUGACCGGGGCCGAGGAGCUGGCGGGGCCGAGCGGCCCGGGGCUCGGUGGCGGGGGUGGUGGAGGAAAGAAAAGAAAGAAAGAAAUGUCUUCUAAGUCGAGGAAAAGGCUAAAAAGCGAGGCCAGACCUCCAGGGGUGACAGGAAAGCCCCAGGGACAAGACAGUGAAGAAGAGGGCAUGUUCCAGAUUGGGAAGAUGCAAAACGUCCGAGUGUCCUGCUUCAAGGGGAAGGUCCUCGUGGACGUCAGGGAGUUCUGUGUGGACAAGGAGGGACACAUGAAGCUGGGGAGGAAAGGGAUUGCCCUGUCUGCAGCCCAGUGGAACCAGCUGAAGAAAAUCAUCUCUGAUAUUGAUGCUGCUGUCAAGAUAUUCUAAGAUGAAGAAUGUUGGACACCUUCAAUCAGUUUCUUACCCUUUGAAUGCACUGAGAAUCCUAGGGCCAAGAAUUCCUACCUGGAGCUUUUCCCUCACCUGGCUGGGGUUCGUCAUUGAGGUCGUGGUAACACUGGAAAGGCUAGAGACUCUUCUUAUUUUCAAGAAGUAGCUCGUAAUGAGCAGGUGAAACUAGAGCCAGUGCUUUGAAGUAAGACUAAAACACUUCUGCUCUCAAGCAGCCUUGAGGUCUGUGCUAGUGAGGGAACCAUGAUGCCAGCCUGGCUUUCCAGGGGUGGAUGGCUGGCAGUCUACCCUGUGGAGUGCUUUGACUGCUCCGCAUCUGUUACUGUCUUCCACUUGGUUGGGUGUUGAGAAAGAUGGCUUUUGUAUACGUCAUGUUGGCAUCUUCUGUGUUUCUUCCACAUGCCAUUUUGGCUAUUCCAAGUACUUUCUUUGUUUGUGGGACACUUUUUUUUUUGAGUGAAGAAGGGUGUUGUUAUUCUUCAGCAACUGGUUUGUUCGUAGAGGGUGAAUAUGCACAAUAAAUGUGUUUGCGUUAUAAGAA